AUGCGUUAUCAACUCGCUAUCGCAGCCCUUCAAGCUGCCGUCUCUUUCAGUUCUGUAAAGGCGCAGAACUCUUCUUUCAGUGAGACACACGUCUCGGAGAUUCCCGAGUCAGAGGUCGUUGCUCUUGCUCAGAUUGUUGAAGAUGACCCUGGAGAUGUUUUCACUCUUCAGAAGGACUGGUUGAGUCCAGAGUAUGCUUUGAUCUAUAAAGUUGCUCUUCCUAUCCCUCCAGUCAAGGAGCCGACCAAGAAAGUCAUCAGUCCUGUCACUGGAAAGGAAAUCUGGUACUAUGAGUUGGAGAUCAAGCCUUUCAGUCACCAGGUCUAUCCCAACCUCCGUCCCGCCACUCUUGUUGGCUACGACGGGAUGUCUCCUGGCCCCACUCUGAUCAUCCCCCGCGGCACCGAGUCUGUGGUUCGUUUCAUCAACAACGCUGCCCGUGAGAACUCUGUUCAUCUCCAUGGAUCCUACUCCCGUGCGGCCUUUGAUGGCUGGGCGGAGGAUAUUACCAAUCCGGGAGAGUACAAGGAUUACUACUACCCCAACCAGCAGUCAGCCAGAACGCUGUGGUAUCAUGAUCACGCAAUGCACUUGACCGCCGAAAACGCAUACAUGGGUCAAGCUGGAGCUUAUCUCAUCAGCGAUCCGGCCGAGGACGCUUUGAACUUGCCUACUGGCUACGGCGUUUAUGACAUCCCUUUGGUUCUCACUUCCAAGCAGUACAACGAUGACGGAACACUGUUCUCGACCGUUGGGGAGAAGGACAGCUUGUGGGGUGAUGUGAUUCACGUCAAUGGUCAGCCCUGGCCAUUCCUGAACGUCGAACCCCGCAAGUAUAGAUUCCGCCUCUUGGACGCUUCCGUCUCUCGUGCAUUUGCUCUUUACCUCGUCAACUCCAAUGCUCCCAACGGCAAGCUGCCUUUCCAGGUCAUUGCAGCUGAUGGUGGCCUCUUGACCAAGCCUGUGCAGGUCUCUGAUCUUUACGUGUCUGGUGCUGAGCGGUACGAAAUCAUCAUCGACUUUUCCAAGUACGCUGGACAACAGCUUGAGAUCCGAAACUUCCCCAAGGCCGGGGGCGUCGGAGUUGAGGAUGACUACCUGAACACCGACAAGGUUAUGAAGUUCAUCGUCGGCACCGCCGCCUCUUCCCCCGACACGUCCAGCGUUCCGGAGACUCUGCGAACUGUCCCAUUCCCUACCUCAACCGGAAACGUCAUCGACCAUCACUUCAGAUUCCACCGCACCAAUGGUGAAUGGCGCAUCAACGGCGUCGGAUUCGCUGAUGUCGAGAACCGCAUGCUCGCCAACGUUCCCCGAGGCACCGUUGAGAUCUGGGAGCUGGAGAACAGCUCUGAUGGAUGGUCCCACCCUAUCCAUGUCCACCUUGUCGACUUCAAGGUCAUUGCCAGAGAUGGCGAUCGCGGUGUUAUGCCCUACGAGGCAGAGGGUCUCAAGGAUGUUGUCUGGCUCGGCCGUGGAGAGUCUGUUCUCGUCGAGGCUCACUACGCGCCGUGGGAUGGAGUCUACAUGUUCCACUGCCACAACCUGAUUCACGAGGACAGUGACAUGAUGGCGGCAUUCAAUGUCACCACUCUUCCUGACUGGGGCUACAACGAGACCACUUUCAUUGACCCCAUGGAAGAUCGCUGGAGGGCUAAGCCUUACGUCAUGGCCGACUUGCGCACCCGCGCUGGCCCCUUCUCCGACAGCGCCAUUGAGGAGUCGAUCCAGUUUAUGGCCAACACUGAGGCAUACAGCAAGAUUGAUGAAGUCAAUGACGCUCUCGAGCAGUACUGGUCAUCUCACUGA
This is a messenger RNA of Colletotrichum chrysophilum, 1809 nucleotides long. RefSeq lists its product as uncharacterized. The coding region runs from base 1 to 1809 and encodes 602 amino acids. Gene Ontology annotation, molecular function: oxidoreductase activity; copper ion binding. Lineage: Eukaryota; Fungi; Ascomycota; Sordariomycetes; Glomerellales; Glomerellaceae. The record is from RefSeq and is a predicted model, not a curated record. The transcript is spliced from 4 exons.